Molecule: messenger RNA, 957 nt
Organism: Penicillium taxi
Lineage: Eukaryota; Fungi; Ascomycota; Eurotiomycetes; Eurotiales; Aspergillaceae
Product: RNA polymerase III-inhibiting protein MAF1
Exons: 2
Coding region: 1-957 (318 amino acids)
Biological process (GO): negative regulation of transcription by RNA polymerase III
Cellular component (GO): nucleus
Molecular function (GO): RNA polymerase III core binding
Source: RefSeq, a predicted model, not a curated record
AUGAAGUUCCUUCCACUCCCCGAUUACGAAGAUGUUACAAGCUCCUUGACUUUUGAUACAUCCGAUUGCCAUAUUAUUGGUUCAUGUGAACUGUACACAAUCAAGGCCGCCCGCGCAGAUCGGAAACUCCAUCAACACAUUGAAGAAUCGCUCGAAGCCCAAUAUGAAUCAAACCUCCGCCUCUCUGCCUCUUUGUCUCCACCAAAUGCCUCUGCCGCCGCCGCGGCCCUGAACCUCUCCCGAUCGAGUCCAUUUGGCCCUAUGAGCGAGGUCUCCAGUCGCCGCACGUUUGCCUAUCUGAUUGCGACUCUGAACGCAAGCCAUACCGAUUACGAAUUCUCAAACUUGCUGCGACCGGCAGACUUCCGUCAUGAGCGCCAUCUGAAUCGUAUUAUGGAGCAAUUCAAUUCAACCUUGUCAAAUCUCAAGCCCUGCGAUGCCUUCGCGUUCUCACCUUCAUCUCCCGCAACCCUGUCCGGUUCAUACACCGAUAGUCCACUUUGUGGACCGCGCAUGUGGAGAUUAGUCGAUACGCACAUGACGCUGAAGGACUGCGUCUGCUACUCUUACGCGCCCGAUGGGGAUUCAUUCGAGGCUGACCAAGGAGCUCUCUGGAGCCUUCACUACUUUUUCUUCAACCCGCAGCGCAAACGCGUCACAUACCUCUACCUACGUGCAGUUCCCCUCCAUCUCCCUCCAGACGAUGGAGUCUACACGCCCACCGAGCAAUUUACUAUGGACGAUGCUUUCCUGACACCAGACUCUGAUGGUAAGCGCAGCCGGUGGUUCUCACCUCGGGGAGAGAUCUUUGAGAAUGGUGAUGAGAUGGAUGCCAAAUCCAAGAAGUCUCGUCAUGUUGUAGAUGACGACGAGAUCAUGAUCAGCGACGAGGAUCAGCAAACCCCUGAGAAAGUGCGAGCAAUGAGUGAGGAGAUUGCAGACUCCAUGGAAGUCUAG